AUGGUCAUGAGCUCCUACCUGAUGGAGUCCAACUAUGUGGACCCAAAGUUCCCGCCGUGCGAGGAGUAUUACCCGCCCCCACGCUCCCCGGACUACUACGGCUCCCGCAGGCGCCAACAUUCGGACCCCAGCGUCCACCGGCCGGAUCCGCUGUACGCGCUUUGUCGGCCCGCCUCGGAGGUCUUCUCCCCGGUGACACCGAUCCCGCCCGCCCGCCGUGGCGGCACUCCACCGGACCCGGUGGUGUACCCGUGGAUGAGGAAAGCGCACGUGAACACGGUGAGUUCCAACUACGCGGGGGGAGGCGAGCCCAAGCGCUUGCGGACCGCUUACACGCGCCAGCAGGUUCUGGAGCUGGAGAAGGAGUUCCACUACAAUCGGUACCUGACGCGCAGGCGCAGGGUGGAGAUCGCGCACACGCUCUGCCUGUCAGAGCACCAGAUCAAAAUUUGGUUCCAGAACCGACGAAUGAAAUGGAAAAAGGAUCACAAGUUGCCCAACACCAAGGUCCAAUCCGGGAACCCCGCCACCGCCAUCCCAGCUUUAACUGCAGGCUCGUAG
Dunckerocampus dactyliophorus (ringed pipefish) is the source of this 561-nucleotide messenger RNA. Its product is annotated as homeobox protein Hox-B4a-like. The record is from RefSeq and is a predicted model, not a curated record. Gene Ontology annotation, molecular function: DNA-binding transcription factor activity, RNA polymerase II-specific; RNA polymerase II cis-regulatory region sequence-specific DNA binding. The transcript has 2 exons. Gene Ontology annotation, cellular component: nucleus. Lineage: Eukaryota; Metazoa; Chordata; Actinopteri; Syngnathiformes; Syngnathidae. Gene Ontology annotation, biological process: anterior/posterior pattern specification; regulation of transcription by RNA polymerase II. Bases 1 to 561 code for a protein of 186 amino acids.